Messenger RNA from Solenopsis invicta (red fire ant), 13337 nucleotides. It is a transcript of the gene Smr, whose product is annotated as nuclear receptor corepressor 1. The record is from RefSeq and is a predicted model, not a curated record. Gene Ontology annotation, biological process: regulation of transcription by RNA polymerase II. NCBI's taxonomy places the organism in Eukaryota, Metazoa, Arthropoda, Insecta, Hymenoptera, Formicidae.
CUAUGCUGUGGCGUGACGUCGCGGCGUCGCGGAUUUCACGGAUCGAUCGGCCGAUCGAAUUUUCUAAAUAGGAUACGCGCCGCCCCGCGUGUGUGCGUGUACCAUAUGUGUAGGGGCGCGCGCGUGUGCGUCGUAACUGCUGCACGGAAGAAGAAGAGGAAUCGUCGUCGACGUCGUCCCCGGGCCGGCCAGGCCGGGCCGGUGAAUCGAAUCGCCGCGCCACCGGUGGAUCGACCGUCGCUCGCCGCGGGAAAAUUUGAGAUCCGGUUCGCUUUCCACGGCUGACGUCAUUACCGUUCACAAUGCGCUAGGGGUGAUGGAGACAGUGGGCAAGCAAGUUCAGGUAGUGAGUGGACUGGGGGUGGGGGGUCCAGUGGGCCCUGUGGGCCCAGUGGGGGGAGAUCUGCAUCACCAUCAUCAUCCACAUCCGCACGCCCAUCCUCCGCACCCGCACUCCCACCCCCACGGUCAUCCCCAUGGGUCCCACGGCCACUCGCUUGCGACGUCGAACCCCGGCAGAGGUCAGCCUCAACCACCAACCUCGCAUAACCAGCACGCUCCUGCGAGGUCCACUCCCGUACAGCUGCACAGACCGACGCAAAGCUAUGUCAACAUCAAGAGCAGUAGUCCGGUAUCUCCGAGGACGAUAGGAACGGGAGCGACGUACGUGCAGGGCGGUGCGGCCGCGUCGUCCGCGGCAGCGGCGGCCGCAGCGGCCGCUGCACGCGGUGGUCCCGCCGUCGCUGCCGGUGGAAUUACCGCGACGAGUAGCAGCGGUCUGGUUGGAGUUUCGAACGUUCUAUCUUCUGCAACGGGCGGCGGCGGCGGCGGCGGCGGUAGCGGCGGCGGCGGCAGCGGCGGCGGCGGCGGCGGCGGCGGCGGUGUAAACAAUAGCAGUACAAACAACAGCAGUGCGAGCAACAUCGGUAGCGGCGGCGGCGGCAGCGGCGGCAGGCGGUGGCGGUGGCGGUGGCGGCGGCGGCGGCGAGCAGCGGUGGUGGUGGCGGCGGUGGUGGCGGCGGCAGCGGCAGUGGCGGUGGCGGCAGCGGUGGUGGCGGUGGCAACACCAGCAACAACGGCAGCGGUGGUGGCGGCGGCGGUGGCGGAGGUAGUGGUGGCGGUGGUAGUGGUGCCGGGGUGCCACUUCUAUGUUACCCUACCGAUGCUCCGCUACAUUCAUUCCUAUCCGCCGACUUCGGGGUCGACGCCGGCUGUAGCGGCGGUCGUCACCACCGCACCGUCGCUCGCUGCACCCGUGCCUGUGCCUGUGCCUGUGCCCGUACCUGCGCCCGUUUCCGCACCACCUCACAGUCAACCUACUGUCAUCGCCAGCCAAACGCCGCCGCCGCCACUCACCGGGACUGCCUACGCCGCGAGAGACGCGUACCGUGCCGGCACUACGAACGUGAACGAGAGGCUCGCCAUCAAUGUGAAUAACAGUUCUCUGUCGCAAGUUGGCGGAGUUGGGGUAGUGUCCGCGGCAGAGUACAGUGGCAUGGGAGCCGGCGGCAGAGGCGAUCGGCAGAGGAUAUCCCUCUUGCCUCCUGUCGGCUCUUCGGUAACGUCUAUACCGUCGCCUUCUGCCGCCGCCGCAUCGGAUUACCAACAUGCGGCGGCGGCAAGGAAUCCGCCGCGAGUAGGCCUCAUGACCGUCCAGCCCGAUCAGUAUUGCAGUCGCACCCCCGUCGACAUGUCCAGUCUGCAGGAUGCGCCACCCUUUAAAAAGAUCCGUUUAGGAUCGCAUCAGCAGGUUCAGCAGUUGCAGUCGCAAUCUCAGCCGCGCUGCCUGUCGCCCGCAGACCCGUGCGGGGCCAAGCAAGAACAACAACAACAUGUCGUACAGCUGCAACAGCCACUUAGGAUAGACACUAGGGAGCAGCCUGCCGUGGGAGCGUACACGCCACAAACGGAAGCUAUUUCGCCUACGCUUCCAGAGCCGAAUACGCAGGAAGAUGCACAAUAUAGAAGUACCAAGGAUGAUCUUUUGCAGCAAAUUGGCAAGGUCGAUAGGGAAAUUGCUAAAAGGGAGAAUCAAUUAAAUAUGUUGCGGAAGAGGUUAAAAGAACUGGAAGAAACAGCGAAUAAGCCUCUCGAAGUAAAGGAUACUGAGGAACAGUCACAGCAACCAAAGCAUCAGUCGAUGGCACAAAAGGUCUACGCUGAGAACAGGAGAAAGGCAGAAGAAGCUCAUAGACUCUUAGAAAGACUGGGUCCCAAAGUAGAAUUACCUUUGUAUAAUCAACCGUCGGACACAAGCGUAUACCAAGAAAAUCGUACACGGCAUCAAACAUGUAUACGAGCCAGACUUAUAACUAGGCUUCGGAGAGAACAUGCCGAACGCGCGUCCCUACAUCGACAGCAAUCGCAAACGUACGCUAUUUUGGUUCAAGAGUGGCAUCGUAAGGUGGAACGGCUUGAAGCAACGCAAAAAAGGAAAUCGAAGGAGACAAAGAAUCGCGAGUUCUUCGAGAAGGUGUUCCCUGAGUUGCGAAAACAGAGGGAAGACAAGGAACGUUUCAACAGAGUUGGUGCUCGCAUCAAGAGUGAAGCCGAUCUUGAAGAGAUAAUGGACGGUCUACAAGAACAAGAGGAAGAAACAUUGCAAGAUUUAAAAAAUUCCAUUAAAGCUCGUCAGAUGGAGGACAAGAAAAUGCGUUCAUAUGCAGUCAUACCGCCUCUGUUGUUGGACGCAAAGCAACGAAGGAUCGCGUUUCAGAAUCGGAAUGGAUUGCUUCAACCAGAGGAAUUAGAAGCUCUUCAUAGUGAACGUAAAUUGAUCAAUGUAUGGAGUUCAGUGGAACACGAAUUGUUUAAGGAAAAAUACCUUCAACACCCUAAAAACUAUGGAGUGAUAGCUCAAUCGUUAGAACAUAAGUCCGUUCCAGAUUGUGUACAUCACUACUACCUCACUAAGAAAGCAGAAAAUUAUAAACAGCUUUUACGAAAAUCGCGUCAACGGACGCGUAGCUCUCGGAAUAAUCCGAAUAAUAAAGUAAAUAAUGCCAGUUCGACUAUUGGACCUAUAGAUAUUUUAACGACAGGCGUAACGACAAGAUUACAGCGAGAACAACAACAGAAAACUCAGGAGAAUCCUCAGAAUAGUUCGUCAACGGCUACGUCUACUCCCACAACGAGCACCUCGGUCACAUCAAGCGUAUCGUCAACAACUGUCGGGACUACGACAGUAACGACGACGACGACGACUCCUUUGAGCUCGAUAGCGGGCGUUAGCGUAACGACGGAUUCUGUAACGGCAUCAACGACAACGACAACGACAUCUGUCCUGAACACCACCGCGACGACGAGCGUCUCGACGACGUCAACGACGUCUAGCACAAAGGAUUCCAGGGAAGCGAGUAAAGAGAAUAAGGAGAACAAAAUCGAUUUGAAGGAAUCUCAUCUCAUAAAAAUAGAACCGAAAGAGGAGCCACAAUCGGAUACAGCGUCGGGGAAGGACAUUAAAGUAAUAAUGGACGGGAAAGGCGCACUGUCAUCGUCCGCGUCUUCGCUGAACAACGCGACAAAUGUUUCGACCAUCCAGUCAGACUUCAAAGACUCUAGUAAAAAGAAACUCGGCAGUAGUGCUAAUGUGACAGUUGGGAGUAGAAUAAAAGAUAAGAAGAAGGAAAAUCAUACUCCUAUGGAGACCAGUGACGAGGAGGCACCUUCGAUGGACACUAUCGAGAGCGGCAGGCAGAUAGGACCCCACGCUUGCACGGUGUGCCAAAGCGUUGUCGAGGGAAGCGCACACAGUCGCGCGUUACCGCGUAGCCAAGCGUCGCAGUACGGCCUGCGGGAGGACCAAGUGCCGCUCGGUGCACGCGUCUGCAACACCUGCCGCUGCAAGGCCGUCCGAGGACGUUACACCGCCUGCCCGCUGCCAGGCUGUCCGAACCUGAGUAGCUCCAAGUCGAGAGUAAAGCGACUGAGAGCAUUGCCCUCCAAGUGGCUCGAUCUACCUCCGGAGAUCAGGGAACCAAUCGCUCAAGAAUUCCAAAUACCGAAUAGCGCGACGAAAUGCUGCUCGGCCUGCUUCAGUCGCAUAUCGCGCCGUUUAGCGCCGCAUCUUGCCGGCAGUACCGAAGUUUCCGAGGAUGGCGCCGAUGCGUUGUCGCGCCAAUGGACGGACGAGGAGUUGGAGCAACUUCGCCGAGCACUUCGGGAACAUGGUACCAACUGGGCAAAGGUCGCCGAACAGAUACCCGGCAAGACAAACCAUCAAUGCAAAAACUAUUACUUUGCUUACCGAAAGAAACUGAGUCUCGAUCAGGUCGUGGCCGAGUAUUACGCUUCAUUGGGCGAGGAACGGAGACCGUGUUUGACCGAUGAGGAGGAAAGCGGCAGUAGUACUAGCAGCUGCGAUGAGCUAGCCGUUCACGAUUCAAGUGACACAGCUAGUGCAGGAAGUCCGGCAACGACUAUGACAGGCGGUAACGCGGCGUCGAGUAGUACUACGACAUCGGCGUCAUUACCAAUGUCUUUUCAACAGUCAACCGAGCAGAAACUCGGUGAAAAACUCUCGGAUAUAGCCGUGGUAUCACUCAUGCCACCCGGAUCAUCUCAUCAGUCUUCCAGCAGCGGAACUGUUACCGCUACAUCCGGUGGCAGGGAAGAUUACGAUAGCUCUGCCACGGAGACAGCGGACGAAGGUCAGGGUGGUGCUGAUUUGGAUAAUGGCAGUGUUGUGGUGACUCUGACAUCUUCCAGUAACUCGACAUCGUUGCAGCAACAGAGUCAACAACAGAGCCAACAUCCGCAGCCCCCACCGAUUCAUUCACCACCUUCGACAACGAGUAAUUCCAAUCCGCUCACUGUCAAGGAUCUUAUGCUUGGAGUCAUCGAAAUGCAACUAAAACGUACUCCUAACAGUCCAGCCGAUGGUGGUUCAUCAGCGCCUAAUAGCUCUGGCACUCCGACGAUAUCUAGUAUCUUGAAGACAGAUCAUCGUAACGACAUAACAUAUGUCCGUGGUUAUAAACCAUCAUCAAAUAUGACGAACACUACAUUGGCUAAUAGAGGAGAUACAAAUCUAGCAACGCUCUCUGUUGUUUCGGGAUCUCAUCAUGCUCAUCGUUCUGCUCCUAGUCCACAACAAAUUGGCCAGAUGCAAGCUACCAUUACUCCUUGCCCACCAUCUGUGCCGAGUAGUCAAGCUUCGUCGUCCGAUCUGCUGCCUAAGGAAGGUUUGGUUGUCAUGCAAGUGCAACAAGCGCUUCGAGAAACGGAAGGAACAUUGGAUUUGAGCAUAAAGAAACCGAGAUUACAACAGGAUUACAAUCAUUCGAUGCAGCUUCAUAAGCCGCCUACGGUCACACUCUAUCGACCGGAACCGCCGCCGGGCGCGUAUUACCAUCCUCACGCGCCUCAUCCCGAGCAAGGACGUGGCGCGAAGAGUCCAUUGAUUUAUGCUUCGUCACCACGACCGCAAGCACCAAUUACGCCCAAGAUGAAUAAAGUCACCGUACCACCGCCUCAUCCUAAGCUAUCCCCAAAAUUGAGCAGCAUAGGCACGCCGAGUCACAAAGGUGGUUCCAUCACACAUGGCACGCCUGUAUCCACAGCGCGUUACGAAGGUCUGUUGCGGCAAAUGACGCCACCUAGUAAUCCGACAGUUACUGGUGCCUCGAACACUAGUGAACGAGGUGGCAGCGGUAGUGCUGUCAAUGCCGGUUCCGUUGUCUCGGGGACACCGAAAGAUACAAGUGGUUCGAUUACUCAGGGUACACCGGUGCUUCCGUUCACGGUAGACAAACGCGGUACGCCCAUAUACGAUUAUCAUCGUACCAUUCGACAUUCGCCUGUCACAGGCAGUGGCAACGUGCCACCACCGCCGGGACAGGGUCCGACGAGUCAGGCGACAUCGCCAGCUGUAGUAGUGAGCCACGGCAGCAGCCAGUACAAUUCUUAUACCACCUCCGGACGACCGCCACCCAGUUACACGAUGGAGCAGCAAUUAUCCAGUCGACAAAUCAUCAUGAACGACUAUAUUACAAGUCAGCAGAUGCACGCGCGUGCUCGUAGCAGUAGUAAUUCUGGUGCUACCGUUGCUCCCGAGGUAACCGUUAAGAGCGAGCCGCCACCGCCACCAUCGUCCACCCUCUACUAUACUAGCACGCCUCCUCCAUCACAAACACAUACGCAACCACGGCAAGGUGUCAUCCAAAGGCACAAUCCGCAGAAGCAAAUGCAUUAUCCACCGCCGCCUGGUUUGGAGGCGUUCUCCAGUUUAGUGGAUGUGGCAGUACAACAACCAAGUCUUCCGGUGCCACAUCCGCACGGUCAUCCAGCUGCAUCCGGUAGUGGUGGUCACGAGGGGCUCGGUAAGACGAUGGCGGAUCGUUUGUUGGCUGAUCGUCAACAUUACGACAAUAAUCGGGCGUUUCGCGAGCAAGAAAUGCGGAUACAAGAACAUCGUAUGGCGGCAAUGCAAGCUGUAGAACACAGAUUAGCAGUGGCGGCUGCGGCACAGCAUCAACGCGACCGAGAUAGAGAACGCGAUCUCGUUCAUCUGAGAGAAAAAGAGGAACACCGUUUGCAUCGCGAAAAAGAAUUGCAGCAGCUGGAGCACCGUCUUGCGGUACAGCAUCAUCAGCAUCGUGACAAGGAUCUUCAGCAACAAGAGCACCGUCUCGCGCAGCAACGGGAAAAGGACAUGCACGUCGAACAUGCUCGUUUGUGUUCCGUGCAGCAAGUCCGGGAAAAAGAUAUGCAACACGAUCAUCGACUUAGCGUACAUCAGCAGCGAGAAAAAGAGAUACAUCAACAAAUGGUGGCAGCUGCGCAACGCGAAAAGGAGCACGAACAUCGACUAGCUGUACAACAGCAACGCGAGAAAGAAAUACAGCAACAGGAGCAGCGGCUUGCUAUUCAGCAACAACACGAGAAAGAGCAUGCCGAACGUCGCCUGGCCAUGCAGCAAGCGCAUCGCGACAGGGAUCUGGCGCAUCUCCAUCAACAACAACAUCAGCAACAACAGCAUAUCCAGCAGCAUAUUCAGCAUCAACGUAUGGAGGCCGAAAGAAGACACAUUGCGCAGCUAUACAGAGAUCAGCAACAACAGCAAAUCGACAGAGAUUCGUCGAGACUAACAAGCCUUGGAUUCUCCUCGCAGUCCUCCAGACUUCAGCAAUCUCAGCAAUCUCAACAGCAGCAACAGUCGUCCUCGGCGUCAUCAUCGUCGCGACAGAGUCAAUCCUCCAGUCAGCAGAGCGACUCGUCGACUCUCACAGCCGCCAGUUUGAUUGAUGCUAUCAUCACUCAUCAGAUCAAUCAGAGUGCCGAUAAUCCCAGUGCCAGCGGAUCUUCAGUUAAUCAGCCAGUUCGUGCUGGCGAUCGUCUUUUUCAGGGACUUCGUGAAACUCAGCAAGAACCUAAUGGCAUAGCUCAUAGCCCCGCCGGUGAAGGCAGCGGCGGUGGAAGUGGUGGAAGCGGCAACGGAAGUGGCGGCAACAAAGCGAUUACUCUUGGCGACCAUGUUGAUCACAUUGUUUCUAAAGAUUAUGGCCCGCCACAUUCGUCAUAUAGAUCUUAUACCGGAUAUCAAAUUUCCGAAGAACAAUGGAAGAGACGAAAACUUAACGAGCCGGACUCUGUGAAGACCGGGGAUGAGCGUCAAAUAAUACGCGUUGCGCAACAACAGCAAACGCAGCAGCAACAGCAACAUCAGUCAUCGGGAAAGCAGCAGUACCAUUCGGUCGAACCGGUUUCGCCACCAGAGGCAACCACCAAUCAUUAUGAACGUCGCUUCUACGAAUCGAGCACUGCCACAUCCACUUCCGGAACUCCCUCCAACAAGUCGCAUUUGUUCGAUUACGUGAAGAACAGGAUCGUCGAGUGUAUGCGUACUGCGGAUGACAAAACGGGCGGUGGUGGCGGCGGCGAUGGUGGUGCAGGUCCCGAUAGAAAUGGAGGUGGAAAUUCCGUCGUUAAGACAGAAAAGGAUGAACAAGGGGUUAGUGUGGAGAGGAGCCCAUCGAGUGGCGGUGGCGGCGGCGGAAGUAGUGGUGGCGGAGGCGGCGGCGGUGGCAACGGCGGUAACGGCGGUGGCGGCAGCAACAGCGGCGGUAGUGGCAGCAGUGGUGGCGGCGGUGGCAACAACAGCGGAAGCAAUGAGAUGGUGGUUGAUUCGGAUACAAGUGGACCGAAUCUAACCUCUCGUGAACAACCACCACCACCGCCUACACCCGCAGCUACCACCACGUUCUAUCCGUUUAGUGCGCUAGGGGUACACACAGGACCACCCCCAGCCCCGCCAUCCGUCACAGCUACAACUGCCUCUGUGACGAAAUCGGAACAGAUGCAAGCCGAGCCGGCGCCGUUGCUCUCCUCGCAAUACGAGCCACUCUCAGACGAGGAUUGAUAGUCCUUUAUAACUGCUCAGCGCUAUAACUGUUCUUACGCUAAACUGGCAUACGCUAGCACGACGAUGCACGGCAAUUACGGAUGCAGCAGAGAGAUGCUGUGGCAUAUGUCUUUUUAGGAUACUCGCAGAUGAUCAUCGAUUAUGAAAUAAUGAUUGAUUGUAUUGGACGAUUUAUCGACGCUUUACGGGCAAUCAGAAGCCACACUGCGUUCAUAUCGGUCGCCAAAUCCUAAUCUAAUUUAAGAGACUUCUUUUUAUAUAUACGCAUAUAUAUGUAUUUAUAUAUAUAUAUAUGCAUAUGCAUAUGUAGAUAUAUAUAUAAAUAUGAGAAUUUGCGAUCUCCAACGAGGUAAGUGGAGAAGUAUGAUGUUUUAAAGUCCCACACAUAUUGUUGUUUUACAAACUCUUUGUAAUUUCAUUGUAUUUUUAGUCAAAGAUCAUUCCCGCGUUACACAAAGAGAGGUAAACAUUAACGAAACGAAUACUUGAUUUUAUUUACCUUCUCGCGGUGUUACGCUGGCUUUCAGUUAUAUACAUAGCGACGAAUAGUUUUAUCUAAUAAUUAGUUAUUUGCGAUGUAUAAUUUAUAAUGCCAAUAUGGUCAUUAAAGUUAUCUGUAUAAAUAUAUGUAUAUGUACGUCACCGUGGAAAACCGAUUACAUUUGAUCGCCGUGAUUUUGAUAGGCUCCUUUUUUUUAAAAUCUCGCGAGUUAACUGUAUAGGUUCGGAUUUUAGUUUAGCUAAAUUUUAUGAAUGCGAUAGUUUCAAAAGGAAAACGUUACAUAAUCGUUAAAUAACAUGUACUCACCUAUACAUAUACAUAUUUUUCAAUUUUUAGGUUUUUCGAUACUCGCAGAUGUAUAUGUGUACGUUAGCGUUUCAUUUAGCAAAGGAAAUCCGGGAUCGACACUCGAUAUAUAUAUUCAUUCUAUUUCGUAUAUGUACUAAUAUACCGAGUGCGCGAAACUUUAGUCGUUUGAUCGAGGUGAAUUUAUUAUUUUUUAUGUUGACUUGGGCUUGAUCAGUCCGCAAAAAGACGUCGGUAUACGCGCAAGCAUUCGAUCUGUGAAACAUCUAGGUCUAUAUAUGUAUAUCCCAUAUGUUCACAAUACAGACGCUUCUUUUGUACAUAAUUGAAAAAAAUAUAUCUAAUCGUUAAGCGGUAAUAAUAUACAACGCUGAUGAGGGCGUGCGUGUUUUUAUUUGGAAUGAGUCUGUGAUGUAUCUGGGAUUAAUAGGUUCAACUGUGUUACAUACCAGUGCAAAAUAUAGCCUAUAGUCCGAACUGAAGAUGAGAGAAAGAGAGAGAAUGAGAGGAGAGAAAGAGAAAGAAUGAGAGAAGGAAAGAAAGAGAAAGAAAAAAAGCGCGAGAUACGUCGAGGAAAAUGUCGUACAACGUAUUCUAAUACGUGUGGGUAAAUCGAGAGGAUUAAUCGAGAUAUUCUGGCGACGGGAAUCAACUUUCGAUGAUCGUUCUCAUCUUGGUGAGGUGGGUUUGAGAAAACAAGAAAAAAAAAUCGUAACACAAAGUGUGUUGUACAUAGUAUAUAGUACAUAUUAAUUUCUAAGUUGAACAAGUAAUAUGGCUAGAUAAUCCGUACACGCUAUUGUAUAAGGAGUUUAGGUUUAGUGAUAAAAUCGACGUAGCCAGCAUUUAGGAGUUUAAACAGCCACGAACUGAUUUUAGGGGAAGAAGCUUUCUCCCGGACUUUACUUAUUAAAAUAAAUGACGGCAAAACAAACAUGCAAGCGAUUAAAUUGAUGGAAUUAUCAUUCGCGAAGCGAAAUUGGAUGUAGAUUUAUUUUAUCUGUUUCAAACAAAUCUGAGAGAAAGAAAGAGAGAAUGAAAGAGAAAAAGAGAGAGAGAGAAUGAGAGAAAGAGAGAGAGAAUGUACGCUCUAACACAUACACAACGCACAACACACAACACAUACACGUAUACAUGCAUACUUUUUAUACAGCCUAAUUUUAUAUUUGUAGCUUCAACUGUUUUGCGAUCUGCGCCUUGUUUCUUCGCCAUCGUGAUACCUUACGAAUUCUUCAAACGUCACCGCGAGAAUUACUUCUUUCAAUCACGUCAUGAGUCGCCGCUUCUGCCAGAACGCGCUCUAUUAUAUAUAUUCCGUAUCAUUUCGGACGACUGAGAUAUCAAGACUACAAAGAUUUGCUGUACAAAGACGACUGCCUCCAUUCGCACGCCAGCGAUCAGAUAAUUAACUCUCGUUCAUUUGUAUUUUCACUUUGUAUCUUUGAUACAGCACGUGUAUCCUUGGUACAGAUAUUAUUCUCUGUUUAACUUAUCUUGUGUUUCUUUUUAUUCUCUUAUUAUUUUCAAUAACAAGCGUCCUGAUAAGGUUGACUCGUCGAUUCUUUUAUCCUUCGUAUAAAAUAAUUGAAUCAGCCGAUAUAACUAUGUAAAUAAGAAAGCACGUUUUAAGAAGAACUUAAAAAAAAUGUUAUACAAUAUAUCAAAAAUUUAUAUUUUAAUUAUGCAAAUUAUAUGGUGUAAUCAUAAUUAUAUUAUAUAAUUAAAUAAUAAGCUAUGUCUUUUUCUUCAUUUUUUUGUCGUUUAAAACAUGCGGAAAAGAUUAUAUGUACUUUUAUCAUUUAAAAAUAAUAGCUUAUAUAGCACUGAAGAUGUAAUUACAAUGUCGGUGAUUUAACUUAUUGAAAUUAUACACUGAGCAUUUGAAUAUUACGCCAAAAUUUCACAAUUGAUUCUUUUACACAGUAUGUAACUUGACCGCUUCUUGAGCCUAAAUAAUGAAGAGAAUCGACGAGUUUCAACAAAUAUUGUACCCUGUCAUGGAGACGCGCACCUCCAAGAAUUUUUCAUUGUACAAAACAUAAAUUGUUGAGAUCCUGAAAAAAAACCGUCGAAUGCUUCCAGAGUAUAAGUGGAGAUGGAAUAUAUAGAUCGUAUAGAUAUAUGCACACAUACAGAUACACAUGUAUACACAUACUGAAGCGAAUUAAUCUAGUUAGCCCGAGGCAUGUAUAACGUUGCGAACAUACAACAACGCGACAGCCGUGACUCCGAUCUUCGUACUUCAUACUUAGAAGAGUGUCCCCGGCGUCAUGUUUCUCCUCUUCGUAUAGUACCUGAGCGACACACAGAGCCCGCGUUUAGCGAUCGCCCCCGUCGUCGAUGAAGCGCGAGAGUGGUGCGAGAUUCAAGUCCACAAAGCACGAAAAAAAAGGACGUUUCAUAUAUCAUCCUAAAGGAACUUUAGAGAAUAGAAUAAUGCAAGACUCUCGGUGUGUAUUCGAAUGUUUUCUUUUUUUUUUAUUAUCACAUUUCGUGUGUCUGUUACAUUGUUCAUUGUAAUCUGCUUUAUUUAUCUGUUACAUCUCGUUUAUAAUAAAUUCGUAAGAAAAAUACUUGUUGCAAGUGCUGAGGAAAAUCGCACCACUCGGGAUAAAAUCAUUCGCGCGAGCGAGGUACACUUUGACCUCAGGAGCAACUUUAAACACAGCGUAAAAGACGGGUCUGCGUGUACAUAUAAAGCGCAAAACGUACAGGACAUACAAACACAUAUACACACACGUGCAGAGGAUAGUUGUGAAUUAAACCCCCGCUCUGUUGGAAAGAAAAAAAAAUGGACAUGUACAUAUAAUGUGUGACAUUUAGCGACUAUACACGAACUUCCUUUUGUUGGUAUCUAGAGAGAGAGAGAGAGAGAGAGAUCUUCAGGUUUCAGGUCGAGUUUUUCGUACGGAUCGAUUAUUCACAGGCGAUUUUCGUGUAUCUCAACAAACUCAUCCUCUCUUUGAGAGGAAAAAUUCGAAUGAUUCGUAAUUAGUGUGUACAACGGUGAUCUAAUCUACUUCUUUUUUUUUAAGGUUUGAAGAAAUUGUACAACACAAUGAAAAGUUAUCUUUUUUCUUGUAUAAAGAUUAUUGCAUAUUUGUUGCCGAAAGCAUAGAAAUCAAUUUUUGUUUAUUAUAUUUAUUAUAACUAUAUUUUUUUAGCUUAUUUAUAGUUAUAAUUAUAUAAUUAUAUAUAUUAUAAUUAUAUAACUAUACUGUAACACGUAAUUCUUGAAAUAUGUAAAUUGAUGUAAUAAAAUGAUUAUUGAAGUUGACAUUUGAUCACGAUGGUGAAUCAAGGUCUAGAAAACGAAACAUGGAUCAACUUCCCAUGACAAAUGUUUGAGAAAAGAAAAAUGAUUUGGAUAACUGUUGUCGUGAAGUCUUCAAUUACAUUUGAUUCGAGGGAAAUUGUCUGUGCGUAAGCAAUCUCAGGUACGAUACAGUAACAAUAAAUGUUAGAAGCGAAGAAAGAGAGAGAGAGAGAGAGAAAGAGAGAGUUAACACCGACGGGGCAUCUCUUCCUCGAGAACCAGAGACAGAGACGCGUUUUUCACAGUAAAAAAAAAAAAAAAGACGAGACAAACUUUAUCGCUGCAGCUACCGUACGAGUAUCAUCUAGAUUAAAAAUUUAGACGACGUGAAAGCGCGAAUGUCGCGUGUAUAUGUACCUAGACUCAUUUGUAACACGUCGAGGAAAGAUGCUCGACUAAUUUGUUCGGUGUAUCUAUCGUUCGAUCCCUACGACGUACGCGGAAGACGACAGCCUGUACAUAGUGAUAUGAUAACGCCGAGGUACACACAGCUCCCUCCCGAUUGUUGUAUCAUAAUAUAAUAUUAAUAUUAACAAAAAAUAAUAAUAAACGCAUACGGCGCGAUCGCAGAAUUGUCAAGCUAGGAUAAAAGAAGAAAACAAGAAAAGAGAGACGAUAAGAAAAGAAGCGAAAGACUCUAUCUAAGAAACGUGAUUAUUAUCCACGAAAACACGCUCUGUUAAUGCGACUAAUUACAAAACAAAGUAACUGAAAAUUAAUUAUAGCGAGCGAGAGCAUACCACGCCUACAGUAAAACUACAGAUGUAGCAUACACGAUAAUAUUAUUAUCAAAACAGUUCAAUGUAAAUUGUUAUUUUUGUUGAAAUAAAAAUCACCUCCGUUAUAAUAAG